Hyaloscypha bicolor E is the source of this 1702-nucleotide messenger RNA. RefSeq lists its product as uncharacterized. Bases 187 to 1509 code for a protein of 440 amino acids. The record is from RefSeq and is a predicted model, not a curated record. The transcript is spliced from 8 exons. Lineage: Eukaryota; Fungi; Ascomycota; Leotiomycetes; Helotiales; Hyaloscyphaceae.
CUCCAGCCUCCCGCUCUGACUUUCCCAUUCCAGCCCUCCAAGUCGUACCUGCGUUCUGCGUCGCGUCCUGCGUCCUGCGUCCUGCGUCCCCAAUACCGGGUUUCUUGGGCUGAGAACUUAAUAAUGGAGGCAAUUCCCUUCUCAGGAAAAGGAACCUUUUGAAGGGUUCCUGCAACUGGUCGCGCGAUGUAUCCUCGAACUAUACUCACGUCAGUGGCAAUUCUGAUCAGUUCUACUCUUGCUCAGACCAACCUCACACAACUAGUUGCUGAUAUUCCGGCAUGUACUCUGCAAUGUUCAACAAGUUUGCUGCUCCCAGCAGGUUGUGCAUUCACCAAUCUUACGGAAUGUCUCUGCACCAGUGUUGAUUUGCAGAGAAGCCUCUCACUUUGCGUGCUGGACUCAUGCAACAUCACGGAGCAGGCUCAGACGCUCAGUGCCGUUCAAAAGGAUGUUUGCAUGGGCGUCCCGUAUCCAUCCCGAAGCGGGGAAAUCAUACGGGACAUUACCAUCAUGGCUGCUGUGACCUUUCCAAUCGCCGCCCUGAGAUUUGUGUCUAGAAGUAUGGUUUCCAACAAAAUGGGGUGGGAUGAUUGGGCUGUUGGAGUUGCAACUCUUAUAAUGAUCCCAAUGACGAUAAUUCCAAUAAUAAAUGCCACUCGAGGCUUCGGGAAUCACUUCUGGGAUGUCCCCGUUGAAAAUCUGGAAGGCCUACGAAAGCUCUACUACAUCUCCCAAAUCCUCUACGUCUUCAUCUUACCAGUGGCAAAGAUGUCGAUCCUCUUCCUCUACCUCCGAAUCUUCCCCAGCAAAAGCUUUCGUCUCGCCACAUACAUGACCAUGGCAUGGCUUCUUGUACAAACGAUUGCUUUCGCAUUCGUCGUCUUGUUUCAAUGUACACCAGUGGGCUCGUAUUGGGAUAUUACGAUUCCGGGGAAAUGCAUCCAUUCUCAGGCUUUCGUGUAUGCAGGGGCGGGACUCACUAUCCUGGAGGAUUUAAUCAUAAUGUUCCUGCCCGUAAUGGAGCUGAAGGCUCUGAAGUUGGACUUGAAGAAGAAAUUUGCGUUGGCAUUCAUGUUCGCUCUUGGGUCUUUUGCGUGCAUCACAAGUUUGGUCCGUCUCAAAUAUAUCAUCUCAUACGGAACAUCGAUCGACUUGACUUAUGACAACGUCGACGUGAUAAUCUGGAGCGUUCUCGAGGCAUUUACAUCAAUAAUCUGCGCCAGUUUGAUGUGUUUCCGACCCCUCCUAGUCAAACUCUUCCCCGUCAUCUUCCAAUCUGACAAGACCAUGACGGCCUCGAGACAAACCCAACAGGAACAGCAAAGCUGGGGGCAGGUGUUGUCCGCGAGGCUGGGGAGCAAACUAAGGUCAGGGAAUCAUGGAAUCGAGCUUUCUAGCCUGGACGAAGGAGCAAGAGGCGGGACAUCGAAGGAGAUCAGGUCACCGACAGAAACGACUAUCGGGGGCUCGCCUGAGAGAGCACAGAAAGAGAAGUUUGGGGGGUGAUCGGCAAACAAUAGUGCUGCUCAUGGAAGUAAUUAGUCUUUGUAAUUAUGAUAUUUUCUAUCAUGUUGAAAUGAAAUAUGACCUUUAUACCCAUUCAAUUCUCCAAUAAAUCAAAGUUAGAAUGAAGCUGCCCGAACACGUGAGAAACGAGAGUUUGGAAGCACGACCUCGACUCAAAGUUGUUUCUCUCUCC